Molecule: messenger RNA, 1109 nt
Organism: Ricinus communis (castor bean)
Lineage: Eukaryota; Viridiplantae; Streptophyta; Magnoliopsida; Malpighiales; Euphorbiaceae
Exons: 3
Coding region: 73-540 (155 amino acids)
Biological process (GO): synaptic vesicle exocytosis; regulation of synaptic vesicle exocytosis; endosome to lysosome transport
Cellular component (GO): BLOC-1 complex; BORC complex; synaptic vesicle
Molecular function (GO): SNARE binding
Source: RefSeq, a predicted model, not a curated record
AAUAGGCCUCCAAGAAAUAUCUUGGCCCGUCACUGCAUAAGCUUCAUCUUCUUCCUCACUCCAACGGUGAAAAUGGAAACCCCAAGAGUGCGCUGCAAUUCCACCGACGGAAUGGACUCUGCAGUUUCAGAUAACGAUGCUACUGAAGAUAACCCUAAAGGCGAGCAAUCUAUACCCAAAAACGAUAUCAAAAAAAGCAGCGAUGCAUUAGCAAAGGCGUUAUCUACGAUGUUAGGCAGUAUUAUUAGAGAUUUCGAUUCUAAAGCUGAAGACACUUUCAAAAGCCAAGACCUCCUUAAUUCCUCUAUCGAUCGUCUUACUGCAGAGCUUGACAAAUUGUUAGAAGAUGCGCCUUUUCCGUUCAUUAUGCAACAUGCUGCGAAGAUUUCAGCAGUUAGAAAGAGAGUUUCGUCGUUGAAUUUUCUUCUAAAAUCUAUGCAGAAACGUAUUGAUAAUAUAGAUCGAGUGCUUUCGUUGGGUCUUCCACAAGGGAGAGCAGCAGCAACAUCUAACCCUGGCAAUAUAUCCACCGCGAAUUGAAAUUUGUGAGAACUCCUAUCAUAAUCAAAAAGAGGCUGGAGAGUGUACUGAGCUACUAAAAUCGCUCACCGCAGCAAACAAAGAUUUUUGAAGUUAACUUGUUGCUUUUCUUUUAUUGAUUAAGAAGCUAAUUUUGCAAGUCAAGGAGUGUGCAAACUUUUUGUAAAGUCCAAUCUACCACUGUGGCAGCAGAGCUUGCUAUUAAUGGUACAACGAGUGAUUAGUUUCUGAGUGUAUGCUUAUUAUAAGAUUAAAUUGGGGAAGUAUUUUUCAGCUUGGUUCUUCAGCCUACAUCUGAUCAUUGGAAUUGUUACUCGGGAGGUUUCAUAUGCUUGAAGGAAAUAAAUGUUAUCUAGAUAUGCUCUGUUAGGUCAAAUCUAAUCUUAGGCGAUUGUGCUCCAGGCGGGCGCUCUCACAGGGGAACGUUUUGGAAGUGUACUCCAUUGCUCGCUCAAGCCUUCAGGUGCUGGGAAGUAUAUUGUGGACAGCUGAUGCAUGUAAUGAGGGAACUCCAGAGACUUGUAGUCAAUUUAAUAGCAAUCAAAACUCAAAACCGUUUUACCAGUCAA